Molecule: messenger RNA, 1598 nt
Organism: Liolophura sinensis
Lineage: Eukaryota; Metazoa; Mollusca; Polyplacophora; Chitonida; Chitonidae
Product: innexin unc-9-like
Exons: 3
Coding region: 27-1598 (523 amino acids)
Source: RefSeq, a predicted model, not a curated record
ACUGGAUUACCAAGCAGAGAAAAUAAAUGAGGCUAUUUUCGCCUUGCAAAAUCAAAGAAACGUUUCGGAAAAUCUUACCAGCGAAGAGAGCUGCUUACCUUGAAUCAGGACAAGGAAGUGACGAGAUGACAACUUCUCGUGCACACGUCAUUUUCGCCAUUCUCCUCGCCGCUCUAGCGGUUGUCACUGGAUAUCUGCAGUACUUUGCUAAACCGGCUCAGUGUUGGUCACCUCCAGAAUUUACACAAUCUAUGGUGGAUUACUCAAAUUCGGUAUGCUAUUUUUCAAAUCAGUACUAUGUCCCGAUAGAUGACUUGCCUAUCCCAGAGCCCAUUCCUACGGCGCCACACACCAACUAUUACAAAUGGACACCGUUUGGACUUCUCUUUCUGUCUGUCCUCUAUGUCAUUCCGGAAUUGGUUAAGAACAUGGCUUCUAAGGUGUUCCAACUAAAUCUUGGCAAUAUUCUCGAGCUUUCUCACCAAAGUGUCACGGGAUCUGACGAGAUAAGACUUGCAGCCAUCAAGCAGCUUACAGCUGACCUUCAGUACAGAUUGGACGGAAACAAAUGGAAGUCAAAGAAGACAGGCUUUCUGCGAUGUAUUGCGAAAAUAUCACCGUCACUCACUCACUACAUCUGGCUUGAGCAGUUUGCCGGAAAACUUUGCGUCCUCAUCGGGUCUAUUGUGCCAAUCUACUUCCUAUACAAAUACCUGGGUCUAGAUGUCAACUUUUAUGACCAAGUCGUGAACAACAAGAUGCCUAGCAACGAAACCUAUUUUCCAGACCAAAUACUCUGCGAUUUUGCGAUUCGUCGGUUUGGAAAUAUCAUCCGGUUCACAGUACAGUGUCAUGUGCCGGCCAAUGAUAUGUUCAAGAGAAUCAGUCUUCUUAUUGGUUUCUUGGCUCUUGUUGUGUCGUCUGUCAGCAGCAGUGACGUCAUCUGUUCUCUUGUCGCUCGUCUCUUUGAGCCGAGAACCUGUACAUACAUCAAGAGACAUAUGAGCUUACUUACUGAGCAGGAUACUAACCACGAAAACGAGGAGUGCCAAAACUUCACAGAGCGUCACCUGGGGGCAGACGGUAAAUACCUGCUCUGGCUGAUCGGCCAGAGCUCCUCCGAGACCGUCGUCUGUCAAAUUCUCUCCAGACUCUGGGCAGCGUACAAAACCAAAUCGAUUGAGGAUAAUCCGCCGCCAUAUUUUGCGGACAAGACACCUCUGUGUGGUAACCUAAACGCUGCAUUUACUGACUGCAGCAGUGACUUCAUCUGUUGUCUCGUCGCUCGUCUGUUUGAGCCGAGAACCUGUACGUACGUCAAGAAACAUAUGAGUUUUGUCAAUGACCAAGAUACUAACCUCGACGACGAGGAGUACCAAAACUUCACAGAGCGUUACCUAAGGGCAGAUGGGAUGUACCUGCUCUGGCUGAUCGGCCAGAACUCCUCCGACACCGUCGUCUGUCAGGUUCUCCUCAGACUCUGGGCAGCGUACAAAACCAAACGGAUUGAGGAGAAACCCGCACUAAAACCGCCGCCAUAUUUUGUUGACGAUACACCUCUCUGUGGAAAAAUGAAUGAUGGUUUUACCGACUGUUGA